AGGAGAGCCGCGGGAGAGCCGCGGGAGAGCCGCGGGAGAGCCGCAGACCCGCAGACCCGGGGGACCGGCUCAGGACCGCCCCGCAGAGACGGACGGGCGGGCGGGAGCGGCGCGGGCCGAGCGGGCUCCAGGCGGAGCCCCGGGAAGGGCGCUGCUUCUCCACCGGACGCGGGAUCGUGCAGCGGGAGACGCGGGCCUAACAGUUUCGCCGGAACCGAUGAAUCAGAAGGAAGCGAUGCCUGGGCUUUGUUUCAUGGACACUAGAGGAGAGGUAGAGACGGAAGGAACCCACACAGACCGCUGAACGAGCCUGGCGAGCGCCCCGUGGCUCCAUCCGCGCCGGGUGCCCGGACGGUCUGAAGCAUUCGCUGACUUACGUGCUCUGCAACUGCGAGGACUGCCCUAAUUAUUGUCUUCGGGCUCACGCACAGUGAUUGCACCUAAAGGGACACGGAAAAGUUGCUACAAGUUAGGAACGUGAACUUGCAAGCCAAAUAAACAAACCAUGGGACCAUCAUCUUUACUACAGAGGAUGGGAAGUUGAUGGCCAGUAAGAUUGAAGAUCCAUUCCGUUCCUAGACACCCCUGCCCGCAUCACAGAACUGCGGAUUGCCUGCCGUUCCCUGGUGGUUGCACACCUUCACUCACUCCUGCAAUCCCAGAACUGUUACUUUGGGUCCUCUUUGCCCUAUCUGUUGAAACAUGGCAUCCAGCCUGACUUGUACCGGGGUGAUCUGGGCUUUGCUCUCCUUUCUUUGUGCUGCCACCUCCUGUGUGGGGUUCUUUAUGCCUUACUGGCUCUGGGGAUCACAGCUGGGCAAGUCUGUGUCCUUUGGUACUUUCCGGAGGUGCUCCUACCCUGUGCAUGAUGAGAGCCGGCAGAUGAUGGUGAUGGUAGAGGAAUGUGGGCGCUAUGCCUCCUUCCAGGGCAUCCCCAGUGCAGAAUGGAGGAUCUGUACCAUCGUGACAGGCCUGGGCUGUGGCCUCCUCCUCUUGGUGGCUCUCACUGCCCUCAUGGCUUGCUGUGUGUCGGAGCUCAUCUCGAGGACCGUGGGAAGAGUGGCUGGAGGAAUUCAGUUUCUGGGGGGAGUCCACAUUUCCCAGAACUCUUGGCACCUGGCGUCUGGAUCAUUUCAGCCAAUGGGAAGCCCUUUUGGAAGACAGGAAGCAGAGAGAAGCCAGGGCCUGCUGAUCGGCGCUGGCUGUGCCCUCUACCCCUUGGGCUGGGACAGUGAGGAGGUCCGGCAGACUUGUGGCUACGUCUCUGGCCAGUUUGACCUGGGUAAGUGUGAGAUUGGCUGGGCCUACUAUUGCACGGGAGCAGGUGCUGCCACCGCCAUGCUGCUGUGCACAUGGCUGGCUUGCUUCUCAGGCAAGAAACAGAAGCAGUACCCAUACUGAGAUGGAGCCACCAAGAGUAAACAGAGGAGAAGAUAAACCGAAGGGGUCUGGAGAGAACGAACAUCCAGCUACUUUAAAAGGUGGAAUAGUGGUUCUCUAAUCCAUACAGUGCAAAUGAAAUGAAACCCAGUGGUAUGAUAAACAUUAUGUAAUGUCAGAGGGUUAUGCAAGAUUUACAAAAGAAAUAGCGAACAUGGAAAAAUAGAGAAAAAUGGACCAAAGGCUAAAAAUAUUGCAGGGUGUUGAGUAUUUCUAUUCCACAGAGUAUUGUUAAUGUAGAUCACAUACACACACAGAACAAACCUAUAUAUGCAAACAAAAGCUUUGUUGUUUUUUUUUUUUAAAGACGAGGACUCAGAAAAUUAAAAGGGCUAGUAGAAACAGUAUUAUGUUGGGAAGCAGGGUAACCCACAGAUGUUCCCUGUAGGUCAUGGCACUUCUGAAAGCACAUAGAGUCGAGUCAUGCGCAUCCACACACAUGCCCACACACAAACAUAGACAUUGUUGCACAGAUUGUAUGGGAGGUUCAGCAAUGCAUUACUCCUCUGUUUUCUUUUUAAUGUACACUUAAAAUACAGUAUUAUCACUUUAUAAAGCAUACAUUAAACCUAAUAAAUGGACCAAUAAGCCACUCUAUCAGUAUUUUGUAUAUCCUGCAUAUGCAGACAUAUAGAGUUAAGCCUUUGUAUUUCAAUAUUAUUCAAAAAUAUUCAAGAUCUCUUUGAGUAGCUUCUGCUAUGAUAUUCUUAUGAAGUAAAGAGGCAACUUCCUAUCCACUGUAGGAGAGAAUUCAGUUGAAGGAGUGAGAGUAAUGAGAGACAUUUUCCAUUCAUUAGAUCUUGCUUUCUUUUGUUCAUUAUUGUACUGUGCUGUACCACAUUUAUUUCAAUAUUCAUUUUGUAUUAAAAAAUUUUAAAGUGCUAUUUUUUUUUGUUUGUAUUUGAAAAACUCUGUGAAUAAAUUCUCUUUGAUCAAUAAACGAGCCAUGAAGUGUUAA
Molecule: messenger RNA, 2398 nt
Organism: Canis lupus familiaris (dog)
Lineage: Eukaryota; Metazoa; Chordata; Mammalia; Carnivora; Canidae
Gene: LHFPL6
Product: LHFPL tetraspan subfamily member 6
Exons: 5
Coding region: 703-1401 (232 amino acids)
Cellular component (GO): membrane
Source: RefSeq, a predicted model, not a curated record